UAGUCAACCUCUUUAAUACUAGAGUUGAGCGCCCGGUAGCACUCCUCCCACUAGGAUCUUGCACGCACUUCCUCAAUCCCGGGGCGGUUCCGCUUCCCCGGCUCCUCCCCCGCCCGCCAACCGUCUGGCGGCGUUGUUCGUUGGCGCAAGAUUUGGGCGGGGGACGGCGUGCGCGUGCGGCCAUUGAUUAAAAAAGCACAGAUCGAAGCCGUUGGCUUGUAGGUUUGCUCUUCUUCUGGUCGGUUUGGCCUUCUUUGCGUGCAAGUUGCAGCCCUCGAGUUUGCAACUUGUGGAGAUUCCUCUUCUUGUGAUACAGUCAAAAACUUUGGAUUGCUUGGAAUUUAGAUUUUUUAAAUUUCGUUUUUAUUAGAUAUGACCAAAAGUUUUGGACUCAAAGUUUCAAAGUUGAAACUUUGAGACAUUGGCGCGCCACUUUUAAUCUUGAGCUUUGAGCUAUUAGAGUUAGCUCUGGGCUUUCGCCGUCGAGUUUUGAAUUUUCUAUUUCGAAUUUUCAACUUUGAACUUUCGCCUUUGAAUUUUCAACUUUGUUGAACUUUCAACUUUGAAGUUUGGGGGAAACGAGUAGCGGCCGCUGUGGUAAACCCAUCGCUGCCCGCUAUGAUAGGACGGGGGCCGAGAUAGGUGGUGGCGAACAAAGAACGAGCAAGGAGGAGACAAGAAAGGAAGCACGCGA
Molecule: messenger RNA, 694 nt
Organism: Amoebophrya sp. A25
Lineage: Eukaryota; Dinophyceae; Syndiniales; Amoebophryaceae
Source: the annotation of a GenBank genome assembly